CCCGCCUCCACCAUCGGAAUCUGCCCCGCCAGAUUCGCACGUACACACACAUACGCACGCGCGGCGCGCAUACACACAAAGCAACCAGUCGCAAAAGAUAAGGUCUCUCUGGAAAAAGUGAGGCAAAAGUCGCAAUCGUGGCGAUCAUCACCGACACCACCACUCCCACCACUGCCGCCAAUAUGUCGGACGGGAAACGCGCCGUAGACUCGGACAAGGGUUUGUAAUACCCUUUUCUUUUUUGCGCCCUUCCACCUCGCAUGUCGCAACGCAAGGAAACAUGAGACUGAAGCAUUGUUUCCUCCGCCAUCUCACUUGCUUUCUCAAAGGCCAAUGCUGCCAAUGAUGUCGCAUUUCUGGACAACCCUCAUCACCAACCUCGACUACCUCUCAGGCCUCCUCACCCUCAACCACUCCCUCAUCAAGUCCGGCUCUGCCUACCCCCUCGUCGCCCUCUACACAGACACCUUCCCCGCCGAGGGCCUCGCCGCCCUCGAGCGCCGCGGCAUCCCCGCCCAGCGCAUCGAGUACCUCCUCCCGACAAAGGGCCGCGACUACUCCAACGACCCGCGCUUCUACGACUGCUGGAGCAAGCUCUCCCCCUUCUCCCUGACGCAGUACGCCCGCGUCGUCCAGCUCGACUCGGACAUGCUCGUCCUGCGCAACAUGGACGAGCUCAUGGAGCUCGAGCUCGACGACGGCGACUUCGCCGCCGAGCAGACCCCCGGCGCCGCCAUCGGCGGUGGCAGCCCCCCAAAGAGCCCGACCCUCGACGACCUGGCCGUCAAGAACCCGAGCACCCGCGUCUUCGCCGCCGGCCACGCCUGCGUGUGCAACCCGCUCAAGAAGCCUCACUACCCCUCCGACUGGACGCCCGAGAACUGCGCCUUCAGCACGCAGCACGCCGACCCGGACACGGCGCAGCACACAGGCCCGGACCCCGUCACGGCCUCGCCCCUGGGCUUCAUGAACGGCGGCCUGCAGGUCGUGAACCCGUCCGAGGCGCUGUUCCGGCAGAUUGUGAAGCACAUGGAGCAGGGCGCCAUGGACAUGGACUUUGCGGACCAGAGCCUGCUGUCGGAUCUGUACCGGGGCCGGUGGGUGGCGCUGCCGUACGUGUACAACGCGCUCAAGACGCUGCGGUGGGAGGGCGUGCACGGGGAGAUUUGGCGGGACGAGGAGGUGAAGAACGUGCAUUACAUCUUGGCGCCCAAGCCGUGGGACGAGAUUGAUGCCGUUACGGGGGAGUGGACGGGGACCGAGGAGAGUCACCGGUGGUGGGUUGACUACAACCGGGAGCGGAAGGCCAUUGAGGUGGCGCAGGGGGUCGAUGAUAAGUUUUGAUCGGUGAGCAAAGAAGUGAUGGGGGAGUUAAUGAGGGGAGACGUCUGCUGCCUCGAUGGCUUUUAUUGGUUUUGAUUUUUUGCUGUUCAGAUUUUUGAGAUAUUGGGAUAACCGGCCAUGAGUAAUGGGGCUCAUUAGAUACAUGUCUACGUCGACAAUAGGCUUUGAAAAAAAAAUAUAAUACCCGGGGUAUGAUCGCAUACUGAGAUGCAUAUUGACCUGAUCUGCCUAUCAACGAGACUCUGCCGUGUUCUGGCUG
Molecule: messenger RNA, 1603 nt
Organism: Colletotrichum acutatum
Lineage: Eukaryota; Fungi; Ascomycota; Sordariomycetes; Glomerellales; Glomerellaceae
Product: family 8 glycosyl transferase
Exons: 2
Coding region: 334-1344 (336 amino acids)
Molecular function (GO): glycosyltransferase activity
Source: RefSeq, a predicted model, not a curated record